Vespula pensylvanica (western yellowjacket) is the source of this 3129-nucleotide messenger RNA. RefSeq names its product protein RUFY3-like. The coding region runs from base 653 to 2812 and encodes 719 amino acids. The transcript is spliced from 13 exons. NCBI's taxonomy places the organism in Eukaryota, Metazoa, Arthropoda, Insecta, Hymenoptera, Vespidae. Gene Ontology annotation, molecular function: metal ion binding. Gene Ontology annotation, cellular component: cytoplasm. The record is from RefSeq and is a predicted model, not a curated record.
GUGUCCGAUGAAAAUGAAAAAACCGUUUCACGUUCACCCUCGAGUUAUUCCAUACGAGAAGAUAAAUGGCCGGAUUUGGUGGUGUCGAGACCUAAAAAAUUGGACGCAUGGUGGUCGCCGAGACGUGGAGACAACAUCGGCGGGAAAAUCAAUAACAUCUCCGCGCCGGUGAUACGCCAUUUUCAUCGUGAAAUGUUCCACCAUCGACGUAACGUGUAUCAUCAAGCGUUCGGCGGUUGUUUAGACGUAAUAUUUUGGGAAUAAUUCGUUCUAUUCGGCGAAACGUUGAAGUUUUAACACGUACGAGAAACAGUUACGAUGUUGUUACGAUACUUUCGAAUAUUGGUCGACAAAGUAUCUUUUGUAAUUCGCAAGGAUGUUUCAAUGCGAGAUGGAACACUUGUUUAAAUAAACAAGAUAUAUUACAAGAUCUCAUCCGCUAUCUAUCUUAACGAGGACACGAUUUGAGAGACAUCUGAAGAAUAAUAUCGGCAAGGAUCAAGGAUUAGAAGAGAAAGAAGAUAAAUCUGUCUGCAUUGCGGAACGACAUCGUAAUAUCAAGUUGGUUACAUUCGAUCGAUAAAGUCUCGAGGUCAUCGGUGUGAGGAAAGAGAAGGAGAAAAGACAUCGCGUUUUUCUGGAAGGAUCUUCUAUGCGGCAAGAACCCCAGAGCGGCUUGAAAACGCGACCUCCGGUCGAUCACGGUGGUCUUCAUCACGGCGGGGUCAUGCUCGAAGAGGACAUGGCCGGUGCCCAGGACACGAUUUAUCUUUGCAAUUUUCGCGUGUCCGUUGAUGGCGAGUGGCUCUGUUUAAAGGAACUUCAGGACGUUGAGUUUUCUCUGCAAGACUCGAUACAACGUUCGCCUUCGCCACCGUUACCUCUCAGUGGUAUUGAUCCUCAUCGUCAUCGGCAACAGCUGUUACCCGAGCAGCGGGAUUUUCGCGAUGCAUUACCGCCAAGUCCACCGCCGCCAUUGCGUCACGUCUCAAGCUUGUCACGAGACCCGGUGAUCAUCGAAAGGAGUAAUCUCGUAAAUAUUUCAAAGUUAAUCGUGAAAGAGCUCAUCGAAACUUCUUUAAAAUAUGGCCGCAUGCUCGAUUCGGAUCAUAUGCCUCUGCAACAUUUCUUCAUCGUUCUCGAGCAUGUACUCAGGCACGGUUUACGACCGAAGAAGGGUUUACUUGGACCCAAGAAGGAGCUUUGGGACAUCCUUCAGCUUGUGGAGAAAUACUGCCCUGAAGCGCAAGAUAUUACUUCCAGUAUUCGCGAUUUGCCGACGGUUAGAACUGCCAUGGGUCGGGCGCGUGCCUGGCUUCGAAUGGCACUCAUGCAAAAGAAGUUAGCAGACUACCUAAAGAUUUUGAUCGAUCACAAGGACGACAUUUUGUCUGAAUAUUUCGAGCCAGACGCUCUGAUGAUGAGCGAGGAGGCUAUCGUGGUAAUGGGUUUGUUGGUGGGUUUGAAUGUGAUCGAUUGCAAUUUCUGCGUAAAGGAAGAAGAUCUCGAUUGUCAACAAGGUGUGAUCGAUUUUUCGUUAUACUUGCGUAAUAGUAAUCAUAUACCCGGAGAAUCACCUGACGACGAACUCGAAAAUGACAACAUGACAACGGUUCUCGAUCAAAAGAAUUACAUCGAGGAACUUAAUCGGCACUUGAACGCCACUGUGACGAAUCUCCAAGCCAAACUCGAAACUCUAACUACGACGAAUGCUCUCAUGAAAGAAGAUCUGUCUAUUGCAAAGAAUAAUUUUCUAUCGCUUCAAGAGGAAAACAGACAGCUUAAGAAAGAAUUAGGAAUUGAAAUUAAGGAUGCUAACGAGAAUGGGAAGGCUCCUAUUAAAAUAACCGAAACUACGACGGAAAUCGAAGAGCUUAGAAGUAGACUCGAAUCAGAGAAGAAAUUGCGACAGGACACAGAGAAGGAGUUGCAAUUACAGAUAAGCAUGAAGUCCGAGAUGGAGGUGGCGAUGAAAUUGUUAGAAAAAGACAUCCACGAGAAGCAGGACACCAUAAUAUCGCUUAGGCAACAACUCGACGACAUCAAGCUGAUCAAUUUGGAGAUGUACAAAAAAUUACAGGAAUGCGAAGCUUCGCUUAAUCAUAAGACAGAACUGAUCAAAAAACUGGAGGCUAAGACACUGUCGAUGACUGAGACAUUCCAGAAACUGGAUGAACAAAUUAAGGUCGAGCGAUGUGACUUAAUUAGGCGCAAGGAAUUGGACGGAGUUAGAGCAAGGACGGAGGAGAAGGCUAAGGUCCUAGCUGCCGAGGCGGCCGAGAGGACAGCUCGAGCUAAGGACGUUGAGAGGGAACUACAUGUGGAACGAGAAUGGAGAACGUCCCUACAGGAAUCAUCGAUCUCCAACGCAGAAAGGAUUUCACAAUUACGCCAAGAAAACGAUCAGCUGAAGCAAAUAUCAGAAAAAUACGUAACGCUGCAGGAGGAGUAUUACGCGUUAAAGGAGAUCUGCUCGGAACAGGAAAGAACCCUGGAGGAACUUGGGGUGCAGUUGAGCGCAGCGAAACUGGCGACGGUCGAAUUACGUGAGGCUGCUGACAAUGCUCAAUGGCAGUCUCAGCAAGAUGGCGGCGGGACUGCGUGGGCGGACGAUCGACAGGUCACCCAUUGCAAGGGUUGUAAUCGUGAAUUCAACAUCACUCGUCGUAAGCAUCACUGCCGUAACUGUGGAAAUAUAUUCUGCAAGAGCUGUAGCGACAACACGAUGUCUCUGACUGACAACUCUAAGCAAGUACGAGUGUGCGACGAGUGUUACGUGCUGCUAGUUGGUCGAUAUUCGGUAAUGCUUUAACGUGUACUUCCUCGUAUAUGAUUAUCAUAAGAAAUAACUUGGAAGAGGAAAGAUCUACGAAGAAAACGAAGAAAGAACACCGGAAGAAGAUAUGAAAGGAGGAAUGGGAUCUCUGAUGGAGAACGACGUCUAACCUCUCCCGUUCAUUAUCUAUUCUUUGCGCGCGUUUCGAUGGACGAAAAGGAACUUGGAACUUUGCUUCUUGAUAUUUUCUGCAGUUUAGUUUUCCCUCGAAACUUUUUCUUAUUAUACAUAUAAUAUUUUUCUAACCGGGAAACGGAAAUAACGAAUUUUGUACUAUUUUCAUUUACAUACGU